Messenger RNA from Penicillium odoratum, 249 nucleotides. RefSeq lists its product as uncharacterized. The record is from RefSeq and is a predicted model, not a curated record. Lineage: Eukaryota; Fungi; Ascomycota; Eurotiomycetes; Eurotiales; Aspergillaceae. The coding region runs from base 1 to 249 and encodes 82 amino acids. The transcript is spliced from 2 exons.
AUGGAGUGUCUUUGCGCCUCCCUCACACCACCAUAUACGGCAGAUAACCCGUUAUCUAAAAGUGCACAAAACGUGAUAAAUCGUUACCGUCUUCAUAGUGAAGGUUAUCCCCUAAGCCCCUGGUGCGAGGGUCGACUCAGACCAAACGAUUAUAGACAGGCCCUACUAAGAUCACUAUCGCUCCCGCCUUACAAUUGCCGAGUCCUCUCCACGGUACAUUUUGUGCAAGAUUCGGGGAUGAACUAUUAA